CCGCCAAGCAAAAAAAAAAAAUGAUUUUGGCGCUCCCCUCUUCGCCCAUUACAAAUCCCACCAUUACUUUUCCCCUAAAAAAUUUCAAACAAAAACAGAGCUGAUUUCCUCCAAAUUCAAAUCACAGCGCCUCAAAUCCCCCAUUCUAAUCCUACCCACCCUCCUUCCUCCCUCCUACACCUCCAAGCUCAAAUCUUUCUCUAUCCCCUCUCUCCUCCAAUCCCUCCUCUUCUCGCCAUGGUUCACAAAGAGAAGCUCCCCACCAUUGCCGCCUCCAAGAAGCGCUUUGCUCUCCCCGACAUCUCUCCACCCAUCAAGCGCCGCGCACUCGCCGAGCUUCCGGCUCUCUCAAACUUCGAUCAUGGCCCCAAAACCAGAUCCAGAUUCCAGAAAGAAGAAAAGAGACGCGCCAAGCCCGUACCAGAUGAGCCCUCGAACAUCGCCAAUGAAGAAGAUGAUCCCCAGCUGUGCCUUCCCUACGCAGCCGACGUUCUUGCUUAUCUCCGGUUUUUGGAGGGAGAGGAGAGGAGAAGGCCGAUGCGGAAUUAUAUGGAGAAGGUGCAGAAGAAGGUUAUAUCUGCUAAUAUGAGAGGGAUUUUGGUGGAUUGGUUGGUUGAAGUGGCUGAAGAGUAUAAGCUCUUAUCUGACACUCUUUAUCUCGCAGUUUCCUAUGUUGAUAGAUUUCUCUCAUGCAAUGCUGUAGAUAAGCAAAAAUUGCAGCUUUUGGGUGUUUCUUCUGUGCUCAUUGCAUCGAAAUAUGAAGAGAUUGAGCCGCCAAAGGUGAAGGAUUUCUGCUACAUAACUGAUAAUACUUAUACCAAGAAAGAGUUGGUGCAGAUGGAGGCCAACAUACUGAAAAGCUUGCAUUUUGAGAUGGGAAAUCCUACUGCCAAAACAUUCUUAAGGAACUUCAUUAAUGCUGGCGUUGAAAACAAGAAUUCGGAAUUAUUGGCUAAUUUUCUUGCUGAGUUGAGCUUGCUGGAUUAUGACUGCAUUCGGUUUUUGCCUUCUUUGAUUGCUGCAUCUGUUGUGUUCCUUGCAAGGUUCACCAUGAAUCCAAAUGUGCAUCCUUGGAGCUCAAAGCUGCAACAAUACACAGGCUACAGCUCCUCUGAUCUCAAAGACUGCGUCUUAGCUCUGCAUAAUAUGCAGAUGAAUCGAAAGUUCUCAUCUUUAACUGCUAUCAGAGAGAAAUAUAAGCAACCGAAGUUCAAAGCUGUAUCUGCCAUGAUCGUUCCAUCAGAGAUCCCAUCAUCUUGCUUUGAAGAUUUUGAAGAGUUAUGAGUUGAUUUUGUGACUGCUGUUUGCCGGAAAAUUUCGAUUCUUUAGAGCGUUUAUUGUAAAUCUUUUGUAAUUGGUGCAAUACGAGUUUAUAGGUUUUUGGCUGCCAAAAUAAAUGCAAUGCAAAAGUAGGUUUUCGAAUUGAAUUGGAUCAUUAUGUAAAAACAAUGCAUUUCAAGGUAAAAAUUAAUGCAUUG
This is a messenger RNA of Phalaenopsis equestris, 1478 nucleotides long. RefSeq names its product cyclin-A3-1-like. The record is from RefSeq and is a predicted model, not a curated record. Gene Ontology annotation, biological process: mitotic cell cycle phase transition; regulation of cyclin-dependent protein serine/threonine kinase activity. Gene Ontology annotation, cellular component: cyclin-dependent protein kinase holoenzyme complex; cytoplasm; nucleus. The coding region runs from base 238 to 1284 and encodes 348 amino acids. The transcript has 7 exons. NCBI's taxonomy places the organism in Eukaryota, Viridiplantae, Streptophyta, Magnoliopsida, Asparagales, Orchidaceae. Gene Ontology annotation, molecular function: cyclin-dependent protein serine/threonine kinase regulator activity.